CAAUUUAUCUAGCACCUGAUAUAGCACCCAACCCCGCUGCCCCAGUUGUCUCCCCGCUCCUGCUCGGGAGACAUUCUCGUGUAAUCACCCCACUUCCAGGUUGGUAAGGUAGUGUGCGUCGGUAGUCGGUAGCAAGGACUCGACUCCCAGAUAUUGGACGAUCGUCAUAUCAUGAUAACUCCACAAGUUAGCAUUUAAGCAGCGCAAGUGUUUCAUCCUCAUUCACUACCCGACAUUGACUCGAGAUUGCAUCAAGGUCUCGCGAGACUGCUAUGGCUCAACCCAAGAUGAUGAAGGCCGUAGUUUUUGACGGCCCGAGGAAGGUCUCGAUCCAGGAGCGUCCGAUUCCAGAAGUGAAGGACCCUCAAGACAUUAUAGUAAAGGUUUCUGCAACAGCGCUUUGCGGCUCUGAGCUCCAUGUAUACAGGGGGCACCAGCAAUCCCCAGCGGGAUUCAUCAUGGGCCACGAGUUUACCGGUGUAGUAACCGAGGUUGGUAGCGAAGUCAAGACUGUCAAGGUUGGAGACAAGGUUGUCUCUCCUUUCACAACGUCCUGCCUGCAAUGCUUCUAUUGCCGCAGCGGCUACUCAUCACGCUGCCCCAAAGGGACUCUGUUCGGGUCGACGGCUCUGGAUGGUGGCCAGGCCGAGUAUGUCCGCAUUCCCUUGGCCGACGGCACGGUGAUGAAGGCACCCCCCGAGAUUAACGAUGGAGCGCUCGUGCUCAUGGCCGACAUCUGGCCCACGGGCUUUUUCGGUUCGAAGAAUGCUUUCCACAUGCUCCAACCGCAGCCCGCUAGCGAGGCUACCGUCGUGGUCAUCGGGUGUGGACCAGUUGGCCUCUGCGCCAUAAUCUCCGCCCUCGAAUACCGCCCCAAGCACCUCUUCGCAGUCGAUAGCGUCGCCAGCCGGCUUGAGCUUGCGAAGAAGCUCGGUGCUGAACCACUCAACUUCAUGCAGGACAAGGAGGGCAUGCUAAGGAGAGUCAAGGAGGUCACAGAUGGCCGUGGAGCCGAUGCUGUCAUCGAGGUUGUGGGACUGACACCAGCCCUUCGCACCGCAUAUGACCUGCUGAGACCUUGGGGAGUCAUCAGCAGCAUAGGUGUUCAUAACAGCACGAUACCGUGGAGCGGCAAUGAAGCAUACAACAAAAAUUUGAGAGUCCAGAUGGGACGGUGCCCAGUCCGGUCCAUCUUCCCGGAAGCGCUCGCACUUCUGGAAAAGAAGCAGGAACUUCUCAGCUUCAUGUUCGAUAAGAUCAUGAAUCUGAGCGACGCAGUCGAGGGCUAUGAGCUCUUUGACAACAUGAAGGUUCAGAAGAUCAUCUUUAAACCAUGAGGAACCAGCUUCCGUGGAAGAGCCGGGAAAGGUCAAGUUGGAGAUUGGAAGAAGGCGACGAUGUGCAGCCCGGCCCGCGAGUUCACACAGUUACAUCGGGUAUAUCAGGUGGCAAUAAAUGAUAUACCGUACAGCCAGAGCCCCGUGCGGCUUAAUUCUGCCUCGGUUUUACAAUGCCGUCGUGCAUCAAAUAGUAGAGAACAGUUGAGUCGUCUUGAACAAUGGCUAGGAGCAUCCGCUUCCCUCGCUGGGGUCCUCUCCACCGCAUCCAUUGGGAACUGUCGUCCUCUGCACCCAGAGCAUCGAGAGGAGCAGCGCCCGGCGGGAUGGUGUCGAUGGCGUCAAAUACGGCAGCAAAGGCCUUUGGAG
Phialemonium atrogriseum is the source of this 1706-nucleotide messenger RNA. RefSeq names its product alcohol dehydrogenase GroES-like domain-containing protein. The coding region runs from base 273 to 1337 and encodes 354 amino acids. The transcript has 6 exons. Lineage: Eukaryota; Fungi; Ascomycota; Sordariomycetes; Cephalothecales; Cephalothecaceae. Gene Ontology annotation, molecular function: zinc ion binding; oxidoreductase activity. The record is from RefSeq and is a predicted model, not a curated record.